Molecule: messenger RNA, 3249 nt
Organism: Angiostrongylus costaricensis
Lineage: Eukaryota; Metazoa; Nematoda; Chromadorea; Rhabditida; Metastrongylidae
Source: the annotation of a GenBank genome assembly
AUGAAUCAGAAAAAGGAUCUUACCUUGCUUGAGAAAAAGGAGUGUUAUUUCGCAAGCAUUUCUCCAUCGUUUAAAACUGGUAGGAAGAACUAUAGAAGUAGACAUCGAAACAAAAUGAAAGCAAGGAUUUCCUGUAAUUAUGGAACUUUCUGGAACUACGGCAAUCCAUGUUUUGUGUUGACGUCAAAUCAAUCAACGCAGACUGAUCGUUGUGAUUGUCCAAUUUAUUCAUUAUUGCAGGUGAUGACUGGUGGUUGUAAAGGUUUCGGAAAACGAAUUAUGGAAUGGCCAGAAGAUCUUAUUAUUGGAGGAAUCCAACGUAAUAGCGGUGUGUUGAGAUCGGCAGAAGCUUUACAGAGUGUUUUUCUGGUUGCGAGUCCGUUUGAUGUGUUUCUGCGAUUUAAGGAACAAAAAGACUCGCAUCCAAAUCUAGACACUGCACGAUGGAAUCCCGGAUGGGCGUCGGAUAUUAUUUUCAGUUGGCAGAGAAAUUUCACACAAAAACUCUAUGGACAUCAAGCUAAUAACAACACGGAUGAGAAACGUGUGUUUCAUCCACUGGCGUCGACUUCCAUUGCUGAUAUGCUUGAAGAAUUCUCGCAGUUCAACUACACCAUCAUAAUCAUGGCCGGUUUACGAUUUUUUGCUUUAUUUCAGCCGAUUUUGGAUGAAAAGAUAUUUCGUCAUCUUGUGGUGAUCUAUGCGGCUUUCACUCAAGCUCGUAUCGAUGGCCGUUGGCUGGCUAUUAAAUCAAAUGUGGCUCUUUCGUUUAUCGGUGUCGUAUUAGUGACGUACUCAUCUAUUUGUGGUUUGGGGAUGACGACCGCUUUAGGCAUCAACUUCAACGCAGCCACGACUCAGAUUGUGCCAUUUUUAUCGCUCGGUCUUGGUAUUGAUGAUAUGUUCCUAUUAUUGCACAAUUACGAUGAGAUAAUUCACACGAUGAGAAGAAAUGAAAUGGGAAUUCUUCUAAAGGAAACUGGAAUGUCCGUUAUGGUUACGUCUAUCAAUAAUAUUCUUGCCUUCUGUGCUGGUUACGUGCUGCCAAUUCCGGCUUUGAGAUCGUUUUGUUCACAGACUGCCGUUUUGUUGGCGUUCAACCUGAUGUCAUUGAUGUUCAUCUUUCCCGCAUUCAUCGGUCUCGAUCUUCGUCGAGUGCGAGCAGGUCGAAGAGAUCUCGUCUUCUGUGGACCUGCAAGUGAUUCUGAAAAAGGCGAGAAGCAAUCUGGAUUCCCAUAUAAUGUGUCUUCUAAGGAUGACCUGACGAAUAACGCAUACAUCGACACUUACACCAGGAAUCAGCCGUGGUACACCGUUGGCGGAUUCCUAACCAAUUUCUAUAUUCCUGCACUUAAACUGCCUAUGAUUAAGGUGUUGGUUUUCUUGGUAACAAUUUGUGGAAUUACCUUUGGUUUAUACGGUAUGUACACGACAACAUUAGGACUUGAGUUGGCCGAUGUUUUGCCGGAGAACACAGCACCGGCUGCCUUUUUGAAACAAAAUUACCACGUGAAAGUACGAUUAGUGAACGUUCUAGAUGAGAGCAGUGGAAUAUUUCGACCAGUUGUCAUCCACUUUGAUCCAAAUAGGGCUCGUGAAAAGUAUUUCUCAUUCUAUCCAAUGUUUGCCGUGCUACGUGGUAAGGCUAUCGACUUUCCAAAUCAACAGCGAUUGAUUGAAGAGUAUAGAGACGCAUUAGGUUCAACUUCUUACAUGGUUAAGGCGAACGGGAGACUCCAACCGUAUUGGAUGUCGAUGCUUCGAAUAUGGCUUGAAUCAUUACAAGUGGCACUGGAUAAGGAAAUCGCUAACGGAACAAUGGAUCCGAUUACUGGAAUGCCCAUCAAAGGACAGGUCAAUUCGUUUUAUUUUCUUCCAGUUUAUUCGUACGAUCAGAGUAUGGAUCGGACUUCCAAUAAGUUUUUCUCUUUAUUCAUCUUUAUUCUUCAGCAAAAACCUGCUCCAGAAGCGUUGAUCGCUCGACGACUGGUUUGCUCAUAUGGUGAAAAUUAUAACUGCACUGGACGUAGUUUUUAUAACUAUCUAACUGGAUGGUAUAAUAUCGACAAUAUGAUGUACUACGUCUCACAAGCAUCGUUUCAACCAGUUCCACCGUUUUGGCAAAUGUCAUCGGUACGAUUGAGAAUUUUAAUGAAAACGUCGUUGAGUGUUCUCCUUCAGUUCACAUGUAUUGUGCCAGUAACGGUUGUGGUGGAAAAUCUAGUUCUUGAGCCAUCACAGCAAAUCGAUUCUUUUGGUUUUUCUUGUACUUCUCUGAAAAUGUACGGACUGUUGUUGGAUGACAAUAUGACAAUAUCUUUUUUUUCUCCUUCGGCUAAUACCUUACGCGCGCUGUCCCUUUUAUGUCCACAAAAGAUCAACCAAAGAGAUCGUGACUGUUCGGAGACCGUAGUGCCGCCUGCUCGGCCGUUACUGUAUUGUCAGAUACCAUUUUAUCAAACAAAUCUCACCGACACACCGGUCACUGUAAAUAUGAUUGAGGAAGUUCGUGCUGUAUGUGAUGAGUACACUGAGAAGGGUCUACCAAACUUUCCUAGCGGUCUUGCCUUUACUUUCUGGGAACAGUAUCUUUUCUUGAGGUGGAACCUUUUCUGCGCCAUCUGCAUCAUAGCGUUUGCCGUGUUCGCCGUCAUCUCACUGUUGAUGUUCAAUCCGUGGGCGGCCGCUAUGGUGAUGGUGAUUGUCGUAAUAGUUACCAUUGAACUGGGCGGUUUUAUGGGAUUGUUCGGCAUAAAAAUGAAUCCGAUCUCGGCUGUUAGUCUUAUAUCGGCUGUAGGAAUUGGUAACUAUUACUACCAUUCGGAUUCAAUGAUAUUCAAUGACCUGUUCCGUUACUUCGUCUCAAACUUUAGAAAGUGGAGAAAAGACAUUUCGAAUGGAAUAGAAAUCUCGGGCAUAAGCGAAGUUAGUGCAACGAAACGCGUCGUUCUAGGUGUCGAGUUCACUGCUCACGUAGUUCUGGCAUUUCUUACCUCUCUUGGUUCCGUCGAUGAUCGCCUGGAAUCCUGUUUGCAGCACAUGUUUGUACCGGUAUUUCAUGGAGCCAUAUCGACAUUGCUCGGAAUCGUUAUGUUGGUGUUCUCCGAGUUCGAUUUUGUUAUCAAGUAUUUCUUUAUCGUGAUGACGUUGUUAGUUAUAUUAGCGGUGUUCAAUGGUUUGUGUCUACUACCAGUAUUGUUAACACUCGUCGGACCAGAUCCGGAGGUUGGUUUUAGGGACAUAAAGUAA